This is a messenger RNA of Peniophora sp. CBMAI 1063, 2160 nucleotides long. Lineage: Eukaryota; Fungi; Basidiomycota; Agaricomycetes; Russulales; Peniophoraceae. The record is from the annotation of a GenBank genome assembly.
AUGUCCGCUCAAACUAUGUCGACUACGAUCUGCACGACCUCCACGCUCACUCCAUUCCACGGUACCACCACCCAUACCUUGCCUGUGCGGCUUAUCAAUCAACUGAAGGCGCAUAUCACGUUCCUGCACUCUUUCGCGAACGAGCUCGAGACGGAAGCCAUCCAAGAGAUGGCAGCGGCCAGGAAAGAGAAGAGGUUCAUGGACAAAAUUGUGCGGAAUGUGCGAGUCCGUCAGGCAGCGCUGCAGGCAUGGGGCGUAGAAGGGUUGAAUGCCGUAUUGAGGGAGACCAAUGUCAGAUUCUUGACGAAGAGGAGGAUCGCGGCGGAGAAAUGGAGCGUAGCACUGCAAGCGCGCGAGGAGAUUCGGAAGGAGUUGAACAUGGCGAAGGACACAAGAGUCAAAUCCCUUUUGGACGAGCGCACGGCCUUUUACAGCACUAUCGCGCAGGAACGGUUUCUCGAAGCUGCAACUGAACGUAUCGCCGCCUUCGAUGAAGAACUGGGCGACAUCAAGAAUAGUCUGGCCCUUCUUCUUAGGCAGCGAAAUAUGCUCGUCACUGCAUAUCGUCUCCCAGUUGAGCUACUCUGUCACAUAUUCUCCGACCUCUCGCAACUGGAACCGCAUUAUUACCCGGAUCCCGCAGACCACGAGAAGUAUGCUUCAGGAGUUCUGCGUCCUCGUAUGGGCUGGAUCAAGGCUGCUACACAAGUCUGCGGGAACUGGAGACAAGUGGCUCUUGCAGACACAAGCCUCUGGCGCAUAACUACUACGAGUCUCGGGAGGGAGUGGGAGGCUCGAAUGCUCCGCCUCAGUGGAGGGCGACCGACCGAAUUCGACGUGUGGGAUGGAUGGGAGGGCGAGGCCUGGAUACCAGAUCCCUCUCUUCAGCCCAUGAUGCUCUCGAUAGCAAAGCUUCAGAUUAUCGGUCCAGAUCUGGACCAGGGAUCCUGGCGCAAAUUGGCGGUGCCACCAGCGAUACGCGUGCUUCGCCUGCACACCUUUUCGGACAACCAUGGCUAUCCUUCCGUCCCAGACCCUAUCUUCUACGGGGGGCUUGGGGACACCCUGCGCGAGCUCUACAUGCAGAACUUCCGUGUAGGAGCGGUCGGACAACGAUCAUUAUUUCUUUAUGUCGGUCCUCAAUGGCUGCUUGAACCAUCUUCCCAACCUGGAAAGCCUUGUAAUCAAGCGAUAUUUUUUUGGGUCGACGAAGACGACAUCACCCCCGAUAACCUGGCGCCCAUCGAACGACCUCAUCUCGCGAAUGUCGAAAUCUUUUCGUCGUGGGACGCUAUAUUCAUCCUGCUCCUGCGCCUUCGCGCAUCGCCUACUGUGCGAUACACCUUGGCGAGUGAAUGCCCAUUCGACUCUCCGCCCGAGCCCAACGUCGCCGUGGACAUCAAAUUAUCGCUCGCAAACUAUCUCACAACCAAUCGGGAAACGUCGAUCCUCUCCCAGAUGAAGACCGUGGAAUGGAGAUCCUGUUCGCCUUCUGCGUGGCGCGGCCGGAUUGCUGGCACGAAUGUCCCGGCUGGGUCUGUAGAUCCGGUCUUUCGCAAGACGUUGGUCCUUUCAGCUUGGCGCGAGGAUAACCCCGACUAUCUUCUAUCUGAUUACGUUGGCUAUGGCUCUCCUCCCAACCCCGACUUUCACUUUGCCUUCGACUUCAGCGAUGAAUCAGUUGAAUACUGCAUCAUAGACGAGAUCUUACCUCUCGACAUCUUUCCCUCUGCCCGCUGUCUCUCUCUUCAGUCGGGUCGAUUGCGCUUCGACAUAAUUGAUUGGAGAGGGCUCUUCGAGUCCGUUUCUAUGCUUACUUGGCUCAGACUCGACCGCAAUGUCGCUGAAAUGUUCUUGAACUCGCGCUCUGAACCAUGGAAAUCACUCCCCAAGCGUGUCAAGACCAUCGCUUUGCUGGGAGUGAAUUGGGGCCUUUACAGUGGAGAGGAGCGUGGGCCUGAUAGGUCGCUUGCGCGACUUUGGACAGCGCGCAGCAAGACGGGAUCUUCGCUCGAACGUGUCAUCGUCGGGCAUACGUCCAUCCGUUACGAUUACUUCAAUGAGUGCGUUCACGAUGCCGGCGUCGUACUCGCCGAAGUGCAUCGACCAGAGUGGCUGGAUGAAGGGCACGAAGACUGGGACGAACAAACGGACUGGUGA